Neolamprologus brichardi is the source of this 2275-nucleotide messenger RNA. RefSeq lists its product as uncharacterized. Lineage: Eukaryota; Metazoa; Chordata; Actinopteri; Cichliformes; Cichlidae. The record is from RefSeq and is a predicted model, not a curated record.
AUGCGCGCUCUGCGGAGGUCGUCGUUAUCCUCUUAUCCUCAUCCACAAAAACAUUUUUUUUAAAUUACCCUCACAUCCUGCAGGAGAAGAUGUCCUCCUGCGUCCUCUACACUGCACUUUUCACCCUUCCUUUUGCACUGGGUUGGGAAUUACUAGGUGACCGAGAAAAAGUUCAGACUGUUUGCGUCGGGAAGGAGUUUCGUCUACCGGUGGACUCAACGUCGCGAAUCGUGACUUUUACACCGUAUCCCGACGGGCCAAAACGCAUCCUGCUGGAGAAAACCACUGUUAAGGACCCACGGUUUGAGUGGACCAAGGAUAAGUCGUUAGUCCUGAAAGAAGUGAGUCAUGCUGACCAGGGAGUUUAUGCCAACAAGCUGUCCAUGGGCUUCACCUACGAGACUGUCCGUCUGAUCGUUUCGGAAUGCAUUAAACCCUACCGCAGAAACUAUGGGGAGACUUUUGAGCACAGCAUCCCCGAAAAUGGCUCCCUGCUGGAGUUCUCUCACCGGGGCGCUCCGUCUGAGGCUGUGCCGGUCGUGCUUUGGAACCGGACAGACCCCGAAACCGGUGACGCUGGCCGGGGGCGGCUGCUAAGAGGGGGGAAGGUCUGGGUGGCGGAGAGAGUGACGCAAGCAGACCAAGGCAACUACACCGUGAGAGACGACAACGGGAAGGUGCUGGGUCGCAGCACCCUCACCGUCCGUGGGCAUUCCUUCAACAUCACACGCUUUACCAAAGAGUCCAUAAUCCUGCCUCUAUUUCUUCCUCUUGCUCAUGCCCAUCUCAUUUUUACCCCUGGCCAUUUUCCUGAUGAAUCCUCCCUGGGCCCCUUUGACCCCAAACCCCCACGUGGCCCUGUGCAGCUCAUCCGUGAGGGGCAGAUAACGGACCAUGACCUGCGCUACAGGGGUAUCAUCUCACUGAGUAGGAACGGCUCCAUCUACGAGGUGGUCAUUGCAAGGCUGACCUCAAGGCAUGAUGGGCUGUAUGAAGUUAAAGACAGGAAUGGCAACCUGGUAUCCUCCACCUACUUGCACGUGAUCGACAAAAGGGGAGGGAGUUGGCGAGCGCUCCUCAAAUCCGUCACUGUCCCUUCUGGCAUGUUCGUGUCCCUGGCUGGUUUCAUCCUGUUCAUGAAACGCUACCCAAACUGUAGCCUCUCCCAACUCAUCACGUGCUUUAGAACACACCGCACGCUGCCAGCCAACCCCCCGAGGGUCAACAUCCAGCACUACAGUCCCCCCUCUCCUCAGCCCCCAGGUCACUACAGCUACUCUCAGCAGACUGGAACACCAAGGAAAUGGACCCCAAGAGCCAGUCCUGUUCACACUGGUUAUGCUCCGGUAACGGUAGGGUCUCCAAGAGCCGAGAACCAGGAUGUGCACAGAGCAACAGCUGGGAGUUCCCCUAGUCAUAACUUAACUGUUGAGCAGGCUAAAUCUAAUGAGGACGAGGACAGGAUUUCCUUCCCUGUGCCCGGAGCUUCAGACUGCCUCCACUCAUCCGAGGACUGCGUUCAGUUCCAAAUCAAAAAGGAUGGAGAUAAGGGAAGGGGGAACAAAUCACAAGACUUCUUUUCCACGCUGCCACUAGACACAGACACAUCUGAAUCCUGCAGUAUUUACACGUCAAAGAAUCUGAACUUUUCAUAAAACAGAGAACUGGAUCAGAGAUAAGGGAAGAAGGAUCGUACAGCAUGGAGACAUCACACAAACGGUGAAGUUAUGCUCCUGACCGAGAAGAAGAACCUCACCUGUGCCUUAUGCACGGUUUUAAUAGUUAGCUUUGUGAUGUAAUUUUUCUGAAGCAUGAGUUGAGCAUAAUCCUUCCUGUCUCAUAUUGUACUGCCUGAUGGUGCUCCUGAAAUCUCCUGCCGUUACCUACCUCCGGACCCUCAGGACCAAUAUGAUCUGCACUGCUCCUGUGUUUAAGACAGUCUCUAGGGCUACCCACCAGUUGUUGUGGUAACGUUUGAUAAAUUUCAUUUUUAUUAAUACUGUACAGCAAUAUAGACUUAACUUAAGUUGUCACCCAUCAUGUUGUCCAUACUUAAUUAUUAUUCUAAAUAGCUUGUCUGCAUUUUUAACAAUUUAUGCAGUGUAUUAAAUCUUUGGGGUAAUUCUACUUAUGAUAGUUAUGUGACAUGUUUCACCAAAUACUGCAGUUAAUAUUUGAAUGUUGUGUGCAGGAUAACCUUUUAUCCCCAAAGCUUGUAAUAUUUUCAUAAUGUCAAAAUGUCAUCACUCAAAAAAUAAAAAAAGAAGCUUUAAGA